Amoebophrya sp. A120 is the source of this 4917-nucleotide messenger RNA. Lineage: Eukaryota; Dinophyceae; Syndiniales; Amoebophryaceae. The record is from the annotation of a GenBank genome assembly.
CACUCUUCAAGGUCCUGUAUUCUAUUUUUUUUUGUUGAAGGGUGCAACUUUGUAUUGCCUCUCUAGUGCUGUACUUGUUACAUUAGCGAUAAAUAACGCCACCGCGGUGCCUACAGAUGAAGUCAAAGUUUCUGCAUACGCUAUCGUCAACACCUAUCAGGCACACGGGGAGGGCGGAAAACGCAACAUUACCCAGUAAAGCGUGGAGCACGAGCAGGGGUUCGUGGAAAUUCCCAGAAAUCAUGAACGUGGCCCAGGAACUCCUGCGGGUCUUCGUGCGUCGGCGCCCAGGUUGAUAAAUCUUCCUCUUGUAGUUCUCGGGCUUUCGUUCAGAGUGUCGAUCGAUGGCUCUGGUUUGUUACUCUACGUUUGAUGCGCACUACACGUCUUUGAUCUACAACUACGCAAUCAGGAGCGACGCCAAGGUUGUCCGAGAGGGACGGGGCGGAUGGGCGGACUUGUGUGCCGCGCCCGUGCAGCCUCUGCGUGGCCCAGGUCAGUAUUGCGUUUUCGCUUCUUGUCCUGGUGAUCUAAGCUUAGGGUGAAUAGAUUACGUUUUUUCGUUUCGCCAUGAUUACUCAUUAGAGCAGGAUUAGCACGCACAAUAAACUUAACAGCACCUCUGCCGCACGCAGUCCGACGGAGACCACUAUGCGCAGGGAAGUUUUCAAGCAGGACGACAUCCCCGUGGCCCAGGUUCUGUAUUUUUGCUCAUUGGACGACUAGAUCUAGACCGUGUUUUUACAGUCAUUCCCAGUCAAAACCGAGCAGCAUAUUUCAACCGACAAUUCGCCAGGACCGCCAUCAGCAGAGUCGAACCAGGGAGGGCAGGUGGCCCAGAUACCCAGGUACUGAGAUCAAUUUUUACUGUCUUUGCCUAGCAAAAGCAAUACUUCAGAAAACGAAAACGCGUAUUAGCACUCCCUCUGUAGGUAUCAAAAAACCUGUUUGUUUCCUACGCAAGUCAACAUGCGUCAUGCACAUGACGAUUGUGAGGUCGGUCUCUGCAUAAGCACACUUCGGUUAAUGCGAAAGACGAACUUUGAUCAAGUUUAGCAGAAUAACGAGAGAGUGUAGCUACACGACUACCUGUUUUCCUUGCAAGUUUCUUGCAAGUUUCCUUUCGCAUACACGCCAUUACGCAGUCCAUCGUUUUUCAACCAUUGCUGAGAAUGCAGUGCUUGUUACAGGACUUCGCUUUAUUCCUACUUGCCUCCAUGUCAAUUCUCUUCCUCCUCACACGUCCGACAUAGGCAACGAAGUUUACCUCGAUUACCCUAUUCUCUUUGUGUAGUAGGUUCUUUCUGACUUCGGAAAGUCACGAUUUCAAGCUUGUAGUGCACCUCUGUUCUACUUGAGUGUGACAGAAAGAAGAGACGAGAAUGAGACAAGCAGGUGGGUGGUUGCGCGUUGCCUUGCCGCACUCUGCACCAACCACGAAAUUCUCAGAUUCAUUUAUACGCGCAUUACUGUAAUUAUCAACACCAGGCCGCCACAAAAUAGACGCGCGACCACCAGCAAGCGUAGGUCACCAGAAGGGAGUUCGCCACCCCCGCUGGCGUGUUUUGAUAUACCAGAAAGAAAGUAAGAUAAGAUGCCGGCGCCCGCCGGUGAUGCGGCUACUGGAGGUGGACCAUCUCCUGCAUUUCCGGCACCAGGGGGCACAGGCACUUCGAAGCCGACCGAAGUGUCCUGGUCCGUGGCGACUCGGUUGACUGUGAUCACGGCCGCUAUGUGCAGCAACGUUUUGCUGAUGAACGUGACCCGGGGAGUGUUCACGGGGGACGACCACUUUCGGUAUCCGCUUUUUGUCACCUGCAUUCAUUUUCUCACCUCGUGGUUCUGCGCCUGGCUGUUCCUCCGGAUGCGUUGGCACAUACCGAAGCAGCUCAAGCAGCUACGAGGCGGGGGUGCGUCCCGAGCAGGAGCUGCUGCUGGUUCUUCUGGCCUUGUCACAACGUCGCAGGCGGCCACGGUGCUAGGAGGAGCGACAUGCACCACGGGAGGACCACGACCUACUGGAAGCGAUGAGGGCAACAUAAACGUUGCAGCGCCCAGCAGUGCAUCGGAGCAGGUCUAUCCAGCAGCAACAGCUGCGUUCUCGUCGGAAGACCCUGGCAUACCGGAUACGAUGGACAUUCUAGAGGAGGACGAGUCGCUUUUGAGCGACCUGAGUCGCACCGGCGGCUUCGGGAGUGGACUGGAGCUAGUUCACCUGGUUUCCGGGGGUGCUGGCAACAAUAAACUUUCUGACCAAAGUGGACAACCGCAAGGCGAACUACAACUAACGCAGGAGUUCAACAAUGCGAAGAUUACGAAUCCCGCGGCAGUGCAAGCGCCUGGUCCUAGUACGAGUGCUAUCGGUUCCUUCUCCUGGACGUUCCUCCGACGCCAGAAGCGGGAGCGCACGAUUCCCUUCGGGCUCACCCACCGGCAGCAGCUCCUCCUCAUCGGCCCGCUGUCGUUCUGCGGUGCGGCCAGCAUCGCGAGCAGUAAUACGGCUUUGCUGUUCUUGUUUCCGCACGUGCACGAGCUGUUGCAGCAGUUGUGCCCGGUCUUCAACCUUUUGCUGCAGCGCACCAGCAAGAACUACCACGUUUUCGUCUACUUGGCCUUGGUUCCGAUCAUCAUCGGCAGCAUGCUGUGUGUGAAGGGAAUCUCCCAGCAGUCGGACGAGGGCCUUGCCAGUGGGACGCAGCAGACCUCUGGUACCGCGGACCUCCACCUGCACCACCCAAACCGACCAGCCUCCUCGCCUGGCGGAGUCCUUGAUUUGUCAAAGGAGGCGGAGGAGGCCCAUGCGGCCAUGGACGUUGCGAUGGCAGAUGCCAGCGACGCAUCCGGGGAGGACCUGUUUGUUGCGACGAAAAUGUUAGGCGCAUCCGCACUUCUACCGCGCGGUAAUGAAAGCACGCUCUGCUUUGCGGUCAUGCGCACAAUCGGGGAGGUUCCGCUGCUCGGGUCGUAUUUCCUCGGAACUGGCACAGACUCAUCUCAGGUGGCACGGACUUUCUGCUCGUCGGCCGACCAAGUGAUGAUUUUUGACACGACCCAGCUUAGGGACCUGCUAGGGUUUUUGCUUUCCGUCGACAUGGUCGCCAUGCUGCAGAAGACGGCGAGUUCUACUUGGCGAGUUUUUGCCGCAAUGUCCUUCGAAGCGCGGUGCGGGGUUAUCCUGAGUAAAAACGUACCCACACCAGAGUCAGGAUGGGGAUUUUGCAACACAAACCUAGGAGUUUUGUGAGUCACGCAUGACAAGUUGCAGUCCGUAGUGUGGUGCAGGUUCGCAAGGCCAGCUGCGUCAGAAAUCCAUCUGCUCAUCCUGUUCACAGCAUCACAAAUUCCAAAACACGAUCAAAAAUGGCUCUCAUGCGGAUGCGCAUUACAAGUCUUCCUGUCUUUGCAAAUCUGCAUUACAACUCUGGUGUGGGUACGUUUUUCCUCAGGAUAGGGGUCGUCUUCUCCCUGCUCGCGUGCUUCUUCCGCGCGUUGAAGCUGGUGUAUCAACUGUAAAAAUGUCUGGGUCUGGAAGAUUCUGACACUUGUCAUGCACGUUUUGCAUGAGCCAUGAUGUCUGUGAUGCGUACCCUAGCAAUACAGAUUUUCUGAGGGCUUCUUGAUGCCUAUUCCGCAUGGCAAAUGCCUUCUCAGCGUAGGAAAAAUUGCUUUCCCGUUGGUACUCAUGCAAUACAGAUUUUUUUGGAAUCCAAAUGCAGCAUCACAAGUUGCAUUCUUCCAGACCCCGACAUUUUUACAUUUGAUAUGGUGACGCAAGAAAUGAUACUGUGCGGCGAAGAUGUAGGAGACACAGUAGAGCCUGCGAUAGCGGCGCAGCAACUUGUACAACCUGUAGGUGGAACUAGCAGCACAACAACCUCCACUGCACAGCCUCCGCCACACCCCGCUUCGCCGACGAAGAAGCAGUUGCAGUUGGCUACGAAGAUUCACGCCCUCGACCCGCCGAAGAAAACGUCCGUAGUGUCGAACUCUGUUGCGGUCGAGGGGACGGCCGGAACAAUCAUUACCGAAGGCAAUAGCUCAAGUUCACCAAAUUACAAACGUGGUACGGAAGUGGAGAACUACCAAAGUUCUGUCGUUUCCACCCGAGCAAGCGGACAGGGAGGUGCUACACUUACGCGCGCGACCACCACUUCUCCGAUCGAGUCUCUGACUCUGCCUUCAAAAGAAGCCGACCGGAUUCGGCGGCGGCGCAUGGCGCAGCUGAUUGCCCACAUCAAAUCGUUGGACUCGAUUUGCCUGCUGUACUACAGCAGCCCGGUGAACGCAUUUCUGCUGGGGGCGCUGUCCCUUCUGUGGGAGGGCGUAACUCCAUUCUGGCAAUUCUGCACUUUUUCCUUGCACGUCCGCACCUACGCAUUGAUCCUGGUGUCCGGCGUGAUAGCGGCGGCGUUCAACAUCUUCUCCUACCUCCAAGUGCAGAUGUUUGGCGCACUGACCAGUGCGCUAGUCGGGCAGGUGAAAGUGCCCUUUUCGCUCGGCAUCUCCGUCCUGGUUUUUUCCCGACCCUGUUCCCCGUCGCAGGUAAGCGGGAUUGCGCUUUCGGCCCUGGGCGGCAUGCUUUACUUCGCUGCAAAUCGCAUGACCAAGAAGAAAACUACGGUAUUAGCAGGCAGCCCGGGCGGGGACGAGAAUGAGAAAGUAGAUAGCACAAUGAAUGGCAACACACUCGGAAAAAAUAAGAUGAAGCGCGUGCAGCUCCUCGACACAACAAAUCCAAAGCAGAUGAAGGCCGAGGGCGAGACCGGGGAGAUCAGCCGCCAAAGUAGCGCUUUUGUCGCGCCCGUCCGUACGUGGAGCAAGUACUUCGAUCGCGACGGGUUUGUCGGCCAAGUUGUGGGUCAGCUGGAAGCGCAGUGCGUACGAGAUUCGCAGUUUGACCCUUCGAAGCAUGACUGA